UAUAACUAUGACGCUGCUUUAACAAGUCAGUACGAAGCACUAGGCAUCAGACUAGAGCUUUAUGGGCACAACCAUGCAGAUACCGCCAACACCUUUUUCGUAAUUGGAAAUACUCAAUCUGCGAAAGGGGAUUACGAGACAGCAUUGCAAUCGUACGAGCAAGCACUUGCCAUCAGACAAAAUUUUCAUGGAAAAAUCCACCAAGACGUUUCCUUUGUUUUUGAUCAUAUUGGAUUCACAAAAUAUCUCUUGAAAGAGUACGAUUCAGCGCUGCAUUGGCUCCAGCAAGCCCGGGAUAUUAGGGUGGCGCUCUAUGGAAAGGAACACCCAACCUCCGCUAACAGCUAUUACUGCAUUGCAGAAUGUCAGCGCGAAAUGCAAGAUUAUGAUUCUGCUCUGAAGUCAUGUCAACAGGCACUUGAUAUCAGGUUAAAGCUCUUUGGACAGGAGUGCGACUUUACAAGCGACAGUUAUCGCCAAAUGGAAUUGAUACGAAAUCGGAAGUGA
Molecule: messenger RNA, 507 nt
Organism: Paramuricea clavata
Lineage: Eukaryota; Metazoa; Cnidaria; Anthozoa; Malacalcyonacea; Plexauridae
Source: the annotation of a GenBank genome assembly